AUGACUGAAGAACUUCAUAUUGAAACCGAGAAUCCGUCACAUUUAUUUUGGGUUCCUGCUCAUUUACAUCCAGAAAUUGCUCCCAAUGAAUUUAUGAAAUGGUUAAAAACUCACGCAAAAGAAGGUUUCAGUUCUGAUUUAAAAGAUUUAUCAAAGUCUAAAUUGGAAUCGUAUGAAUUAGCAUAUGAUGGAAAUAUUAGCCCAGCAAGCGAAACCAACAAACUGAAUCUUCUAAGGAGAAGUAUAAGUUUAAAUAUACCAAAUAUGAUGGGAUCGAAUUUUGAUCCAAGUGAUCCAAACAUAUUUGACAGACACUCAUCACCUGAUGUUGAUUCGCCCAUUCUAGUACCAAGAAUGAUGCCAGCUCUUAAACGUGCUGCCCGUACCAAACUUCGUAGAAAUUCAGUUGCCGGUGAACAAAAUCCAAGAAGAUUUUCUUAUCAUCGAAGAACAAAGUCAACUCAUUCUCCUUCCAAUAAAAAUAACAGUAGUAAUAAUAUUCAGCAACAUGCAAAUUUAUUAAAUGUCCCUAAAAUUUCUGUAACAGAUUCACCAUCACAACUUUCUCAAUCAAUUGAAGAUAUUGAACCAAUUAAAAACGAGACUAUUAUUGAACUUGAUUGUAUAGAUGUGAAAGAUGGUUCAGGACCUAUAAGAAUCACAUUAAAAGACGACGAAACCAAAUUAUCAUCAUCAUUACCAUCGCUUUCAUCGAAUAAAAGAUCAAAUUCAUUACCAGUUGAUGCUCUUGAUGUUUCGCAAGAAAAUCGUACACCAGAAACUCGUAGACCUUUGGCAGAAAAAUUAAAACUACGCGUUAAUACAUUAUCAAAUAAAUUAAAUAGCGUCACAUCAAAAUCAUCCUCAACGAAAAGAUCUUCUGCCUGGAGUUACCUUUUACCUUGGUCAUCUAAUUCUGACGAAUCUAAAAAUAAAAAGCAAAAAUCCGAUAAAUUUGUUGAAAAAUCCGAUAUUGACAAUCGCAUGCUUAGUGUUGUUGAUAAUAAUAAUAAUGUUUCGGUUCGCGCAAUUUAUCGAUUGUCACAUAUUAAAUUGGCAAAUCCUCGUCGUCCACUGCACGAGCAAGUCUUGAUAUCUAAUAUGAUGUUCUGGUAUUUGUCAUUGAUUAACAAACAACAAAUGGAACAUGGUGAAAACAAUAACCCAAAUGUUCAACAUGCACAAAAAGAAACAUUGAAGGCUAAAAGUAAAAUGGGUAAGUCGAUUGGAGAAAGAAAAAGAAGAAAAGCAGACAAAAAAGCUGCAGCCGAGGCGAGACGUCGAGGUGGUGGUAGUAAUGCUGAGAUAGCAUACAAAGCACCACAAUAUGAUAUGCUACAGUUUUCACAACAAUUCAUCACUCCGCCAAUGUCGCCCGUUCAAUAUUCAUCAUCACCCCAUACCAAGGAAAAUGAAUAUUCAGAUGUGAACAACGGUAAUGGCAAUGGUAAUAAUGAUGCCAUUGAUGAAAACGAAGAUGUCGAAGGUCGUCAACCUCCUUCUAAUCAAUAUCAUCAUUUUAGAGAUUCAUAUACAUCUGAUGGUACAGAUGGUGGAUAUCUCGAGGAAGCGGAAGCAGGCGUAGGAAAUGUAGGAGGAAGUGAUAUAGGGGACAACAAUUUAUUAGUAUCAAGACCUCGGUCUUCUGGUGCAGAUACCUUAAAUCCUUAUAAACAUAAUAAUACCGAUACCCAAAUUGGUGAUGAUGAUGAUGUUCCAUUAGGACUUUUUCAGAAUAAUUCAACUCCUACCACUAAAUAA
Molecule: messenger RNA, 1761 nt
Organism: Entrophospora candida
Lineage: Eukaryota; Fungi; Glomeromycota; Glomeromycetes; Entrophosporales; Entrophosporaceae
Source: the annotation of a GenBank genome assembly